AUGCGCGAAGCCAGAGCCAUGGAACACGUGCGCCAGCUCACCACCAUUCCUAUUCCUCGUGUCCACUGGGCUUUUGUGCGCGACAGCAGGUGUUACAUCGUUAUGGAUAGAGUCAAGGGUCAAACUCUUCGCGUCUCCAAGAUUUCUGACCCAGCGACCCUCCGUAAUAUUGCUCAGUCAAUCAACUCCUACCAGCGCCAGCUGGAAACUCUUGGCACUUCACGCCAAUCCCUGGGGUCUUGGCCAGAGGGCCCUUAUCGAAAUUCAUAUUUCAAGCCUGCGCUCCAGGAAACCAUGCUGGGAAUAGAGGAGCCAGGUGAUUUUCAGUCAGUUGUGGACUUUCACAACUAUUGGCACGUUCGUUUAGGUCAUGGUGCGGUGCUGCUGCCUCCCGAAGAUAGCCUGAACGGCCCCGCGGCGGAUAUAGUGCUGAUGCACGCCGAUCUCAAUGACCAAAAUAUAAUGGUUGAUAACGGAAUCAUUACCGCCAUUUUGGAUUGGGAGACAUUUGGGUGGUACCCGCGCUUCUGGGAUAGUCUCUUAUUGCGCUCGGGGGCCGUAUGGUCACGGCCUUGGUCUGAGGUCAUUUUUUUUGUGUGGGGCGAGAUGGUGGAGCCAGAAAGAAGCUACUCCGCGGCAUUGGGCCGGUUCUGGUCCAUGGGAUGA
Molecule: messenger RNA, 666 nt
Organism: Desarmillaria tabescens
Lineage: Eukaryota; Fungi; Basidiomycota; Agaricomycetes; Agaricales; Physalacriaceae
Product: kinase-like domain-containing protein
Exons: 1
Coding region: 1-666 (221 amino acids)
Biological process (GO): protein phosphorylation
Molecular function (GO): protein kinase activity; ATP binding
Source: RefSeq, a predicted model, not a curated record